GUAGACACCACCGAAAGCGUCGGCAAGGUCCCGGAUUAACCCUUUCUCUGCUCGCCCACUUGGAGGCCUCCUCGGGUUCCGUGCCUGCGCAAGCCGGCGGCGCGCCUUCCCCCCAGCCCGCACCGCGCAUGCACGGGAAGGGGGGGGCGGUGGGGGUGUUCACGGCUGGCUAGACAUUCUGUGCUCGUGCAAGGAGGAGGGCUGCUACCAUCAGGGACGUGCACGACUUCCCCCACCCCGCCCCCUCCCCAAACUCCAAAAAAAAAAAAAAUCCAAAACACUGCCACCCACCGUGCCCCCGCGCCCCGCGUCCAUUCCGUCCCGGCCUGCGCGCUAAAGAACGCGGGGAGCCCACGGCGAGUGUCUGUGGCUGUGCCAGGCUGCAGGUCUGGUGUGUCCCUGAUCAGAGUAAUUCUGAUCUGAAGAUUUUGGCGUUUAAGGCAUUAAGAUAAUUGCCUGAGUUGUUCAUGGAGUUUUUCAUCAGUAUGUCUGAAACCAUUAAAUACAAUGACGAUGAUCAUAAAACUCUGUUUCUGAAAACACUAAAUGAACAACGCCUGGAAGGAGAAUUUUGUGAUAUUGCUAUUGUGGUUGAAGAUGUGAAAUUCAGAGCACACAGAUGUGUUCUUGCCGCCUGCAGCACCUACUUUAAAAAGCUUUUCAAGAAGCUUGAGGUAGAUAGCUCUUCAGUAAUCGAGAUAGAUUUUCUUCGUUCUGAUAUAUUUGAAGAGGUCCUGAACUACAUGUACACAGCAAAGAUCUCCGUGAAAAAGGAAGAUGUUAACUUAAUGAUGUCAUCAGGUCAGAUUCUUGGUAUCAGAUUUUUGGAUAAACUCUGUUCUCAGAAGCGAGAUGUAUCUAGUCCUGAUGAAAAUAAUGGCCAAUCAAAGAGUAAAUAUUGCCUCAAAAUAAAUCGCCCCAUUGGAGAUACUGCUGACACUCAGGAUGAUGAUGUGGAAGAAAUCGGGGAUCAGGAUGACAGUCCUUCAGAUGACACAGUAGAAGGCACCCCCCCAAGUCAAGAGGACGGCAAGUCACCUACGACUACGCUCAGGGUUCAGGAAGCGAUUUUGAAAGAGUUGGGGAGCGAGGAAGUUCGAAAAGUAAAUUGCUACGGUCAGGAAGUAGAAUCCAUGGAGACCCCAGAGUCCAAAGAUUUGGGGUCCCAGACCCCUCAAGCCUUAACAUUUAAUGAUGGAAUGAGUGAGGUAAAAGAUGAACAGACACCAGGCUGGACUGCCACCAGUGACAUGAAGUUUGAGUAUUUACUUUAUGGUCACCAUCGGGAGCAGAUUGCCUGUCAAGCAUGUGGUAAGACAUUUUCAGAUGAAGGCAGAUUGAGGAAGCAUGAGAAGCUUCACACCGCAGACCGGCCAUUUGUAUGUGAGAUGUGUACAAAAGGGUUCACCACCCAGGCCCACCUGAAGGAACACUUAAAAAUCCACACAGGGUAUAAGCCCUACAGUUGUGAGGUGUGUGGAAAAUCAUUCAUUCGUGCCCCAGACUUAAAGAAGCAUGAGAGAGUUCACAGUAACGAAAGACCGUUCGCAUGUCACAUGUGUGACAAAGCCUUCAAACACAAGUCCCACCUUAAGGACCAUGAAAGGAGGCACAGAGGCGAAAAGCCCUUUGUGUGUGGCUCCUGCACCAAGGCCUUUGCCAAGGCAUCGGAUCUGAAGAGACAUGAGAACAAUAUGCACAGCGAGAGGAAGCAGGUUACCCCCAGUGCCAUCCAGAGCGAGACUGAACAGUUGCAGGCUGCGGCCAUGGCCGCAGAAGCCGAGCAGCAGUUGGAGACAAUAGCCUGUAGCUAGAGGUGGAGGACCCGAGUGCUGCGCCUGGGAAGCCGAGACUGGGACGACAUGGAUCGUGAUCAGCGAACGCCAGUUAUUAAAUGAAUGGAGCAGUGUACUUGCUGGACAUAAGGCAGUGAUUGGUUAGGUGUUUUAAAACUUUGUCAAGGAAAUUACGUUCCUAAGUUCUGACCAAACCGUUUCAGUGUCCUGACUAGUGUCUAUUGUUGCCAGUAAGCUCCCCUCCCUUUCUUUUUUAUGAUUUUAAUUUGAGAACUCCUAUGUCCAGUUUAGAGGUGAGACUUCUGUUCUAUUUUUAAUCCUCUACACUCGCGUUGUGAGUGCACUGCACAGAGUAAUAAUCGAGUAAAUUGAUUUCUUAAUCAUCAUAGUCACACGUGACUUCUGGUCAAAACAGCAGUUUGAAUAACUUAAUAAACGUUCUUCGUACAGACCCAGAAAAUGCUGGUGGGUGAUUGACCAAGAACACGGCGCAAGUGUGAAACCAAGUUCUGGAAAUGCAGAAUGGUAUUAGAUUUAUAUUUGGUUUGUUCACUUUUUCUGUCACUGUUUUACAUUGUUUUUGUGCACAGGUAAUAAUUGCUUUGCUGAAGUGUUUCUUCAUCCAUUUCGAUUGCCCCAUAUCUACCCCCAAAGCUGUAGUCGUACGUACUACAUCAUCCUGUGAACCCACAGGAUGCUGGUGCUUAGGGCUGGGUUCACAGGUUCCUCUUUUGGGGGCAUUGUCCUUCUGCAACAAGUGGGGGUUUGUGGAGUAGACCAGUGGUGAGAGGAGUGAAAGCUCUCAGAGACAAGGUUUUCAUAUGUGCAACAAUUCCAAGACUUAUUAGAUCAAAGUAAUUCUUAAUUGAUUUUGAAAUUGGAUUUAUAUUUAGGUUCAAAAUUAGGACAAGAAACAUUUGUGUGGCUUAAUGGAAUGUCAUCCAGCUUUUAGGCUCUCUGUGGCACAUGAUUUAUCCAUAAAAGAGAUGCAAUAUGCUUGCUUAAAUUAAUAAAUUUAAAAAUCAUCUAAGUGUGUAAAUAGUAGUGUUGGUCUUAUGUAUUUCAAGUAAAAGCAGAUGGCUGCACCUUUUUUUGCACAUUGGAUUAAAGUAACUUUCAUGAGCAACAAACAUCAGACUGUUUUUAACCAAUAUUAAAGAUUGUGAGACCAAAUGUUUGUUAUUGAAGUAUAUUUCAUCACUGGUUACAGUUUAAAUAGGAAUUGAUUGCCUUUUAUUAGCUGUAAAUCAGAAUUAUAAAUUCUGUUUCAGAUUUGGUGUACUAAAUAUUCUUUUAACCAUUUCGUUAGGAAUAUAUUGAAAUGCCAACAAUAGUUUGAAUUAUGUUCUGUAAGAAAGUAUUAGUCAAUUAUUUUAGAAUAUGUACAAUUGUAGAAAAUGACAACUGUUAAAAUUCAUGUUUGGUUGCUAGAAUUUUUUUUAAGUACAUUAAAGUAAUUUCAUUUAAUAGCUUGUUACAUUAACACCUGUAAUGACUAUUGUGGGAGAAACUUUAUUUUUUAAAUUGGUGUAUAUGUUCUGCCCGAGAUUGUAGGAUGGAGAUGCUACUUUAAAAGAAAUUAUUUAUUGGUAAAAAUGUUUAAUUUAGUUUAAAAUUAAUUUAAUUUCUUUUCUUGAAAGUUGUUUAUUCCGUACUAAAAGUAGUCCUGUCACUGUGUUUAUAUGCUGUUAGUAGAAGGGGAACUGACUGCUGUUCCAAGGCUGUUUUAACCAAAGCAAAGGAAAAAUAAUUUAACAUCUUGUUGAUAGCUACUUCAACAAACCAUAUUUUGGGCCUUCAUUUUUGUAUAUAAAAGAAAGUAUACUUCUAUCA
Urocitellus parryii (Arctic ground squirrel) is the source of this 3629-nucleotide messenger RNA. It is a transcript of the gene Zbtb14, whose product is annotated as zinc finger and BTB domain containing 14. Gene Ontology annotation, molecular function: protein binding; RNA polymerase II cis-regulatory region sequence-specific DNA binding; DNA-binding transcription factor activity, RNA polymerase II-specific. The record is from RefSeq and is a predicted model, not a curated record. NCBI's taxonomy places the organism in Eukaryota, Metazoa, Chordata, Mammalia, Rodentia, Sciuridae. Gene Ontology annotation, biological process: regulation of transcription by RNA polymerase II.